AUGGCCCACGUGGCUGGGAGCUUCCUGCUGCAGUUGGCACUGCAGGUUGAACAUCUCCUGCCGCAGGAUAAUGCCACGGUGCUUUGCUCCCCCGGCGAUGAGGCUCGCGCUGAAUACUGGGCAUUUGGCCAUGGCCACUGGACGAUGAAGGAGGGCUGCGCCGUGGCACAUCGAAAAAAGGACUUUGCCUACUGGAGCAGCACCUGGGCUGCUGGCCUCACGGCACUGAAAGGCAGUCCCAGCUACAAGGAUCCUGCCAUCCACACAGCCGACGGGGUGUACAUUUUCGAUGCUGAGUUCUGCACAGUGAAUGGCUUCUUGGAUUUGCCGAACAAGGCGCAGCUGUUGCAGAACUACUCCGCCAUCAUGGAGAUGGAGGAGCGCGCCUGCAAUUCCGAGCCUCUGCAGUCCCUGUCUGCGAGUGCUCAUACCUCAGCCCUUCGAGAGGCGGUCGCCAUGUUCAAUGCCGAGGGAGAGAAAGACGCGGCCAUUCGAGGGGCACCCUUCUUGGAGACUGGCGUCCUGGAGCGCGUGAACGCUGAGCACUGCACCAAACGAAGGUACAGCUGCAUGAUACAUUUCUGCUUAAACAACUUCUGCAAGCUGAGUGAUGGCCGAGUGGGGCAGGGCUGCCAAUGCCGCAAAGACUUCAGAUUGAUGCCGGUGCCUACGUCAGGUAGGGUUUAA
Messenger RNA from Symbiodinium natans, 687 nucleotides. The record is from the annotation of a GenBank genome assembly. NCBI's taxonomy places the organism in Eukaryota, Dinophyceae, Suessiales, Symbiodiniaceae.